AUGAGACAUAACAGGAACAGCCCACCCUAUAAACCUGGAAACUUCUUCGAAGAAACCAGAGGAAACGAACCAGCUUCAUCAACGUUUGGUGGCAGAGAACAGAAAGGUUUCCGUAGCAACGGUGAUAGGUAUAACGAGCGAAAUUCGUCUUAUUCAAGCCGGAACCCAUACGAAGAUCACAGGUCUCAGUAUGGCGAUGAGCCCAGCAAAGACCAUCAAUCAUAUUUUAACCCGUCAUCUAAAGACGACCAUCAUCGAAAAAAUCCUCAAGCACAUGAGAGGCCAAGCUUCGAACAACAGAACUUUCGCGGGGAAUAUCGCGACGUUGAUUCUAGCAUGAACGGAGGAUUCAGCAAUCGAUACAAUCUGGCCAAGGAUUUUGGUAAAAGAAACAAUAUUCGUGAGGAUCCUAUUCGAGGCAAUGGACGUGACAUGCCUUCCUGGAACAGUAGCAAGAAUCAGAACAGCUAUUCCAACGACGAAAACGAUCGAUCUACCGGUUACGAAUUUUCACAAGCAAGUAGCCCUUAUAGAAGUUACUCCACAACAAACCAGGAGAAUAGUUUCGGUGAAAGAUCGAGUAGAAGUGUUCCCGCACGCGGUAUGUACGCCGCUGGUCGCUCAAGUUUACGACCAGAUAAUAACGAGAAACAAAACGGUUCUCCUUUCGGAAAAAGAGAGGAUUCAAUCAGUUCCCAUGACGAUAACUCCAGAACUUACCGUGGCAAUGAGAGAGAUUAUAAUGACACGAGAAGCGCACGUCCCAAUUCUGACCAGAAUCAUUCUGGUUACGACGCAAGUUAUUCCAACAGAAGCUGGAAAAUUUCUGAUGAUAAACCCUCUCGUCCGACUCGUGGCGGCUAUAAUGGUGAAAGACAAUCAUUCGACAACAACUCAUACAAUGGUCAUUCAACGAAUGAUUACAACUCUAGCCGGCGAAACUAUGAUGGGAACAACUCUGGUCGAAGAGGUGGACAUAAUGAGUCUCGAGGUUACAACAGUUUUGGAGAUAAUCGUGAUGCCAAUGAAGAUCGCUUCGAGGGGAAACGCGACAAUUUCAGCAAGAACAAUAGAUUCUCCGAGAGUGGAAACAAUUACGGUGAUGAUGACGAUUUCGGUAACAGCAAUCGAGGUGGUUCUAGAGGAUCAUUCAGGGGAGGACGAGGAAGAGGCCGGUCCUUCAACUCAGACUUCGGAAGUAGUUUUGAUUCUCGUGGUCCUAGAACCGAUGCAUUUUCUGAAAAUCCUGCAACUGACCAAGCUCGAGCACCUAGAGGAUGGGUUCCCGAAGAUCGUGACGUUGAAAAAGAUUUUGAAGAAGAUCGCAACAAAGAAAAGUACUCCGAGUUCGAUAUGGAUGAGAAGUUCAAAACGACUGGAGGAAAAGAUAUUCAAUACAAGACUUGGGACCAGACAGGUCUUCACGCAACACUUUUGACCAAUCUCAUUGAAAAAUCCCAUUUCAAGAAACUCCGACCGAUUCAAGGGAGAGUGAUCCCUCAUGUACUGGCAAAAAAGAACUUGCUAGGUCAUUCCCAGACGGGCAGUGGUAAGACUUUGGCUUACACGGGCAGUGGUAAGACUUUGGCUUACGUUCUCCCUAUCCUUCAUCAUCUUUUGAAUUCCGAAUCUUCCCAAGAAAAGAUAUUUUACAAUCCCAAAGUGUUGGUUCUUGUUCCUACCAGAGAGUUGGCUAUUCAAGUUUCGAAUGAAUUCCGAAAGUUUGCUUCAGGUACAAAUAUCAAUGUUGGCCGAGCUUUUGGCCAAUAUUCCCGAAGUCAGAAUAGGGCUGAUAUAGCUCAAUGCCAUGUUAUAGUGGGAACCAUUGGGCGCUUGAAGGAUUUUCUAAGCUCAGAUUUGGAUGUUAAAAAUUUGAGUCAUAUCGUACUGGAUGAAGCGGACAAGAUUCUGAAAGACACAGAUAGAGCUUUCAGUGAUAUGAUUAGUACAGACAAGUUCAAGAGAAUUGUAGAGAAGUCAUAA
Molecule: messenger RNA, 1983 nt
Organism: Auanema sp. JU1783
Lineage: Eukaryota; Metazoa; Nematoda; Chromadorea; Rhabditida; Rhabditidae
Source: the annotation of a GenBank genome assembly